Molecule: messenger RNA, 3009 nt
Organism: Cyprinodon variegatus (sheepshead minnow)
Lineage: Eukaryota; Metazoa; Chordata; Actinopteri; Cyprinodontiformes; Cyprinodontidae
Gene: actn4
Product: actinin, alpha 4
Exons: 23
Coding region: 243-3005 (920 amino acids)
Biological process (GO): actin cytoskeleton organization; muscle cell development
Cellular component (GO): cortical actin cytoskeleton; cell projection; Z disc
Molecular function (GO): actin filament binding; calcium ion binding
Source: RefSeq, a predicted model, not a curated record
CUUUUCUUCUCUCAGCAGCAGUAGCGGGAUCUUCUGGCUGCGCACACCGGACACUGAUUACCUUGAAGAGCCUCUCACGGCUGGAACCAACACGGACUGUUUCCUGGCUCAUCCCUCCCCACCCUCACCUCUUUGAUUUGGGCCUUACUCCCCCUCCCUUCACCGCUUUUAUUUUAUUUUUUUUUCUCGAACCUCUGACAGUUUGUUCGUGUCGCACUGAACAGAGGUUUUGCUUUGCUGACAUGGUAGAUUACCACGCUGCCAACAACCAGAGUACCGGCGGUCCACAGACCUACAUGGAGCAAGAGAACGACUGGGACCGGGACCUACUGCUGGACCCGGCCUGGGAGAAGCAGCAGAGGAAGACGUUUACGGCUUGGUGCAACUCCCACCUGCGGAAAGCUGGCACGCAGAUCGAAAACAUCGAGGAGGACUUCAGAGAUGGACUCAAACUAAUGCUGCUGCUGGAAGUCAUCUCAGGCGAGCGGUUACCAAAGCCGGAGCGAGGCAAAAUGAGGGUGCACAAGAUCAACAACGUGAACAAAGCUCUGGACUUCAUCGCCAGCAAGGGAGUCAAGCUGGUCUCCAUCGGGGCAGAGGAGAUCGUUGAUGGGAACGCCAAGAUGACACUUGGAAUGAUCUGGACCAUCAUCCUUCGCUUCGCCAUCCAAGACAUCUCUGUUGAAGAGACCUCUGCCAAGGAGGGUCUCCUCCUGUGGUGCCAGAGGAAGACGGCGCCGUACAAGAACGUCAAUGUGCAGAACUUCCACAUUAGCUGGAAGGAUGGUCUCGCCUUCAACGCUCUGAUCCACAGACACAGACCCGAUCUCAUCGACUAUGAUAGCCUCAGAAAGGACGACCCCGUUACUAAUCUGAACAAUGCCUUCGAGGUGGCUGAGAAGCACCUGGACAUCCCCAAAAUGUUGGACGCUGAAGACAUUGUGAACACUGCUCGUCCAGAUGAGAAAGCCAUAAUGACUUAUGUGUCCAGUUUCUACCAUGCAUUCUCUGGAGCACAGAAGGCUGAGACAGCCGCCAACCGCAUCUGCAAAGUGCUGGCUGUCAACCAGGAGAAUGAACAAAUGAUGGAGGACUACGAGAAACUGGCCAGUGACCUGCUAGAGUGGAUUCGUCGGACGAUCCCUUGGCUGGAAAACCGAACCCAAGAGAAGACGGUUAAAGACCUGCAGGCCCGACAGGAAGACUUCAGAGACUACCGUACAGUGCACAAACCACCCAAGGUCCAAGAGAAAUGUCAGCUGGAGAUCAGCUUCAACACUCUGCAGACCAAACUGAGACUGAACAACAGACCUGCCUUCAUGCCAUCAGAAGGACGCAUGGUUUCUGAUAUAAACACGGCGUGGCACACCCUGGAGGGAGCAGAGAAGGGCUAUGAGGAAUGGAUUCUUAGCGAGAUCAGGCGUCUGGAGAGACUGGAGCAUCUGGCUGAGAAGUUCCACCAGAAGGCUGCCAUCCAUGAAUCCUGGACUGAUGGUAAAGAGGCCAUGCUGACCCAGAAAGACUACGAGACUUCUACCCUGUCAGAAGUGAAAGCUUUGCUACGGAAACACGAGGCCUUUGAGAGCGACCUAGCGGCCCACCAGGACCGGGUGGAGCAAAUCGCUGCCAUCGCUCAGGAGCUCAAUGAACUGGACUAUUACGACGCUGCCAGCGUCAACGCUCGCUGCCAGAAGAUCUGUGAACAGUGGGACAUUUUGGGAUCCCUCACCCACAGGCGCAAAGAGUCACUGGAGAGAACAGAGAAGCAGCUGGAGUCGAUAGAUGAGCUCUACCUGGAGUACGCCAAGAGAGCAGCGCCGUUCAACAACUGGAUGGAGGGAGCAAUGGAGGACCUGCAGGACAUGUUCAUUGUUCACAACAUCGAGGAGAUCCAGGGUCUGAUCACAGCCCACGAGCAGUUCAAGUCCACGCUGCCUGAGGCCAACAAGGAGCGCGAGGCCAUCCAGGCCAUCCAGGCUGAGGUGCAGAAGAUCGCCCAGAGCAACGGUAUCAAGCUAAGCGGCGCAAACCCCUACACCACCAUCACCCCCCAGAGCAUCGACAGCAAGUGGGAGAAGGCGAUGGCCAUGGUGCCGCAGCGAGACACCGCCCUGCAGGAUGAGCUGAACAAACAGAACUCCAACGACUCGCUCAGAGCCACGUUCGCCAAACAGGCCAACACGGUCGGCGCCUACAUCCAGGCCAAGAUGGAGGAAAUAGGCAGGAUAUCCAUCGAGAUGAACGGCACCCUGGAGGACCAGCUGACCAACCUGCAGGAAUACCAGAAGAGCAUCAUGUCCUACAUGCCUGAGAUCAACAAGCUGGAGGGCUACCACCAGCACAUCCAGGAGGCUCUGAUCUUUGACAACCAGUACACGUCCUACACAAUGGAGCACCUCCGUGUGGGCUGGGAGCAGCUGCUCACCACCAUCGCCAGAACCAUCAACGAGGUGGAGAACCAGAUCCUCACGCGUGACGCCAAGGGCAUCAGCCAGGAGCAGCUCUACGAGUACCGCGCCUCCUUUAACCACUUUGAUAAGGACCACAGCGGGGCCCUGAAGGCGGACGAGUUCAAGGCCUGUUUGAUCAGUCUGGGCUACGAUGUGGAGAACGACAAGCAGAAGCGAUCAGGACAGAUGGUCUCGGAUGAUUUCAGGGCUCUGCUCAUUGCUACAGGAAACAGUCUGGGCGACGGAGAGUUUAACCGCAUCAUGGGCAUCGUAGAUCCCAACAACACCGGCUUCGUAACCUUCCAGGCCUUCAUCGACUUCAUGUCCAGGGAAACGACCGACACGGACACCGCAGACCAGGUCAUCGCCUCCUUCAAGAUCCUGGCUGGCGAUAAGAACUUCAUCACAGCGGACGAGCUGAGGCGGGAGCUCCCCCCGGACCAGGCAGAGUACUGCAUCGCUCGCAUGGCUCCCUACGCCGGGCCCGACGCUGUCCCUGGCGCCCUGGACUACAUGUCCUUCUCCACCGCCCUGUACGGAGAGAGCGACCUGUAGAAAA